GCCAAACUCAGGACGGCAGGGAUCCUGGGGCAAUCUGGGGAGCGGGAGCGGGCCAGCAAAUGCCGGUGCGGAGACAACAAACGGGGGCCGCUCAAACCCCCCCCCCCGGCUUCGCGAUCGCGGUGCAGUUGCUGACCCCGAGAGUGCUCGGCUGGGGCUUCUCGGGUGUCAGCCACGGCCCUUCGUUUUUUCCCUUUCCCUCGGCAAGAUCCCCACGGUCUUGACUUCCUUCGCUCUUCAUGGAAUAACCCCAUUCCUGCGCCUGCGAUCCCCGCUGCUGUAAAGCAUUGCUUCCAGAGCCGCCAGCCUCGAACCAGCAGCCCGUAGUUCACUGCAUUUUACAUUUCACCAACAGAGAAUAGACCAUGGUCUUCCACCCUCCAUCGUGGGUCCCAAAGCUACCCUUCGACCCUCCGGGCUCAAUACCGAUCCAUGAGUUCUGGGGCGACGAGAGACAUGGGCGUCUGCCAUUUGACCGAUCUCGGAACCCUUUCACCUGUGGCCUCACAGGCAAGACGUACACGAAUCGCGAAGUCGCCUCUCGUGUCAACCAUCUCGCCCGGGCCCUUUCCAAACGGCUCGGCUGGCGUGUCAACGAUGACACCCCCUGGGACAAAGUGCUGAAUGUCUAUUCCUUGAACUCGAUCGACUACGUGACGGCAUCCUUCGCGGUCCACAGGCUCAAUGGCAUCUCCACGCCCGCCAACGCCAUGUACUCUGCCUCGGAACUCGAGUACCAACUCAAGACAUCCGGCGCAAAGGCAAUCAUCACCUGCGUGCCGCUACUCGAGACCGCCCUCAAAGCCGCCAAGACCGCCGGGAUCAGCGAGGAUCGCAUCUUUCUGAUGGACGUAGCUGGGUUUUCCGCGCCCAAGGACGCAAAGUUCAAAACUCUCGGCCAGCUGAUAGAAGAGGGCCAGGAGGAGCCAGAGCUUCCUCCAGUGUCCUGGACCGUGGGCCAAGGCGCGCGGCAGGUUGCCUUUUUGUGCUUCUCGAGUGGGACCUCUGGACUUCCUAAAGCCGUGAUGAUUGCCCAUCGGAACGUCAUUGCCAACCUGAUGCAGCUUAGGUGGCACGAGGAGCCAGGCCGGAGGGCUAAGGGUAUUGAGACGCAGGCCCAGAUGGGCCUCUUACCCAUGUCGCAUAUCUACGGCCUCGUCGUUAUCGCGUUAGGGGCGAUGUAUCGAGGCGACGGGACGGUUGUGUUGCCCAAAUUUGAGCUGCAGACUUUGCUCAAAUGUGUCCAGCAGUACAAAGUCAACUUUAUGCACCUGGUCCCACCCAUAAUCAUCCAGCUCCUCAAGAACCCCGAAGUAUGUUCCAAAUACGACCUGAGCAGCCUGCAGUUCAUCUACACCGGUGCGGCGCCCCUUGGUGGCGAGACCCACGAGGCCGUCGAGCGGUCUUUCCCGGGCGUCAAAGUCGGCCAGGGCUACGGCAUGACCGAGACUUCCACGCUCGUCAUCAGCAGCGGGCAGAACGACGUCAUGGUCGGGACAUCGGGGAGUCUGGUCCCUGCCACGCGGGCGAAGCUGCUCGACGAGGAAGGCCACGAGAUCACCAAAUGCGACAAGCGCGGCGAGCUACUGAUCCAGUCGCCCUCGGUGACGCUGGGGUAUCUGAACAACGAGAGGGCCACGACCGAGGCGUUCAUACAUGACGAGGACGGCCGGUGGAUGAGGACUGGCGAUGUCGCUGUCGCAAUCAGGGCACCCUCAGGGAACAUCCACUUGGCGAUUGUGGACCGGCUGAAGGAGCUUAUUAAAGUCAAGGGAAACCAAGUAGCGCCUGCUGAGCUCGAAGCCCACCUCCUCACGCACCCCGCGGUGGCGGACUGCACUGUUAUCCCUGUCCCCGACGAGAGCGCUGGUGAGGUGCCCAAGGCGUUUGUCGUGAAAGCAAAGAGCUUCGCCGACAAGCCGGACGCAGAAGUCGCAAGGGAGAUUGCCAAGCACGUUGAAGACCACAAGGCGCGGUACAAGUGGCUCAAGGGCGGCAUUGAGUUCAUCUCGGAGGUUCCCAAGAGUCCGAGCGGCAAGAUUUUGAGGAGGAUGCUGCGGGACAAGGAGAGGGAGGCGAGGCGUGCGAAGGGAGCGAAGCUGUAGUUUUGGUUCCUCAAAGCUUUGGUCUAGAUACCGAUGACCGCAGUGCCGACCUUGGACGAUUUGUGCCUCGGUAUAUAGAUGUGUCAGAUUUCCAACACAGCGUGUUCCAAGCUUCACUGUCCACAUCCAAUCCCCCUCCAAUAAGCGAUAAAUAGGCACUGCGAUUUGUCACAUCUCCAGUUCGCCACCGUGAUGGUGCUA
Molecule: messenger RNA, 2306 nt
Organism: Microdochium trichocladiopsis
Lineage: Eukaryota; Fungi; Ascomycota; Sordariomycetes; Xylariales; Microdochiaceae
Exons: 6
Coding region: 366-2105 (579 amino acids)
Molecular function (GO): CoA-ligase activity
Source: RefSeq, a predicted model, not a curated record